AUGCAUGCAAACAAUGUAGAUCUUUACAAGUUGGUAAGAAUGAACAAUUUCUCUGAAGUAACAUCUUUCCUUCUGUCUGAUUACUACGGCAUGAAGGACCUGAAGCCGCUGUACUUCUGCAUGUUCCUGAUUUUAUACAUAACUAUUAUUGUUGAAAAUGUUGCAUUGAUUUGGGUGGUCUAUCGUGAAAAGCACCUGCAUGAGCCGAUGUAUUUGCUGCUGUGUAACUUGGCUGUGAAUGGUUUGUAUGGAGGCAGCGCUCUGCUGCCGGCGCUGCUGAGCAUCAUGCUCUCCCACUCCUAUGAGAUAUCUCUGUCGCUGUGUCAGACACAGAUCUACGCCAUUCACACGUUUGUCAUCAUUGAAUUCACAAUUCUCGCUGUGAUGAGUUACGACAGAUACGUGGCCAUUUGUCACCCUCUGCCAUAUCAUGCGCUCAUGUCACAGAAACUUGUGAAACUCAUCAUUUUCAUGUGGCUGUUCCCCAUGCUGGCAUUUUUAAUUGUUUUCAUUUUCACUCUUCAGCUGAGGUUUUGUAAUAGAUCCAUUGAGAAGGUGUACUGUGCUAACUUCCUUCUGGUGAAACUUGCUUGCACGGAUACUUCUGUUGUUAACAUAAUUGGCCUGUUAUCUGUAGGUGUCUAUGCAUUACCACAGCUUAUCAUGAUCUUUUAUUCAUAUGCACACAUCCUAAGGAUAUGUGCGCUGUCAUUUGGCAAAUCUGGGUUCAAAGCCUUGAAGACUUGCACGCCGCACCUACUAGCAAUCACUAACUUCUCCAUCGGGUGUUUUUUUGAAAUAGCACAAAGUCGAUUCAACAUUAGGAACCUGCCUUACGGAGUAAAGUUGUUUUUAUCUUUGUACUUUUUGAUAUUCCCGCCCAUCCUUAAUCCAGCGAUCUAUGGUUUGGGUAUCCAAAGCAUAAGAGUGCAACUGUUUAAGCAUUUUAGCAGAAAAAGUAAGCAAGUGCGAAUGAUGUAA
Messenger RNA from Hippoglossus stenolepis (Pacific halibut), 981 nucleotides. RefSeq names its product olfactory receptor 52D1-like. Gene Ontology annotation, cellular component: membrane. The coding region runs from base 1 to 981 and encodes 326 amino acids. Gene Ontology annotation, biological process: G protein-coupled receptor signaling pathway. Gene Ontology annotation, molecular function: G protein-coupled receptor activity; olfactory receptor activity. The record is from RefSeq and is a predicted model, not a curated record. The transcript has 3 exons. Lineage: Eukaryota; Metazoa; Chordata; Actinopteri; Pleuronectiformes; Pleuronectidae.